This is a messenger RNA of Talaromyces atroroseus, 1200 nucleotides long. Its product is annotated as Adenylosuccinate synthetase. Lineage: Eukaryota; Fungi; Ascomycota; Eurotiomycetes; Eurotiales; Trichocomaceae. Gene Ontology annotation, cellular component: cytoplasm. The record is from RefSeq and is a predicted model, not a curated record. Gene Ontology annotation, biological process: IMP metabolic process; 'de novo' AMP biosynthetic process. The coding region runs from base 1 to 1200 and encodes 399 amino acids. Gene Ontology annotation, molecular function: adenylosuccinate synthase activity; nucleotide binding. The transcript has 3 exons.
AUGGUGACUAUCGUGCUAGGCUCCCAGUGGGGGGAUGAGGAUGCCGGCCAUACCAUCGUCCACAAUUCCGUGACCUACGACUUCCACAUCCUUCCUUCCGGUCUCGUAUCUCCAAAAUGCGUCAACCUCAUCGGAGCUGGGACCGUGGUGCACAUCCCUAGUUUCUUCAAGGAAUUGGCAGCGCUCGAAGAAAAAGGCCUGCAAGAUGUCAAGAGCCGUGUCUUCAUUUCUGACCGAGCCCACGUCUGCUUCGACCUGCACUCUGUUGUCGAUGGAUUGGAAGAAGCCAAGCUCGGCGGCCGCAAGGUUGGCACAACAGGAAAAGGUAUCGGUCCUUGCUACAGUGACAAGGCUGCACGACGUGGUGUGCGCGUCGGCGAGAUUUUGGAUGAAGAGGUAUUUGAGCGCAAAUUGCGCUCUUUGGAGAGUGGGUACAGGAACCGCUUCGGGGAUCUGACUUAUGAUGUCGAAGAUGAGAUCAACCGCUUCAAGGAAUACCGCAAAAUCCUCAAACCAUACGUCAUUGAUCAACUCCCCUUCCUCCAGAAAUACAAGAACGAAGACCGGAUACUAGUUGAAGGCGCCAACGCCCUCAUGCUCGAUCUGGACCACGGUACAUAUCCAUUUGUCACAUCAUCGUCCACGGGUCUCGGAGGCGCCAUUCAGGGCCUCUCCCUCAACCCGACCAAGAUCAAGAGUAUAAUCGGUGUUGUCAAAGCCUACACAUCCCGUGUAGGCUCAGGUCCAUUCCCCUCAGAGCAACUCAACGAAGACGGCGACAAACUGCAAUCCGUCGGUCGCGAGUUUGGCGUAACGACAGGCCGCAAGCGCCGUUGUGGCUGGUUCGACCUUGUGCUCUGCCGCUACUCUCUCGCCGUCAACCACUACACCGAGCUCAAUCUGACCAAGCUCGAUAUCCUAGACGAUUUUGACGAGAUCAAAGUCGCUGUUGCAUACAAACUGCCCGAUGGCACGCGCGUCGAGGACUCAUACCCAGCCGAUCCCAAUGUGCUCGAGAAGCUCGAGGUUGAAUACAUCACCUUGCCGGGGUGGAAGAGCAACACUAUGGGCGCGACAAAAUUCGAGGAUCUCCCCGAGAAUGCGCGAAAGUAUGUCGACUUCAUAGAAAAGGGUAUGGAUGGAGUACCCAUUAAGUGGAUUGGCACUGGUCCAGCUCGAGAGCACUUGAUCAUCCGGUAA